AUGUUUCUCCGCACAGCGCGAAUGGUUUUCCCGGCAUUUGCACGAGUUCAAAAUACGCAGUUGAUUGGUUCGAGAUGUUUUGCUUCGUUGCAGAUGGCUAAGAGGCCGACGGUGGCUUUGAUGGAGAGGGCGAAGGAGGGUUUGGGUUGCGGAUUGAGUGGGAAGGGUGCAGAUCAGGUUAGGGGGAUGAAGGUUAGGAGUUCGGUGAAGAAGUUGUGUGAGGGGUGUAAGAGUGUUAGAAGAAAGGGUGGAAAAUCGGGGAAAGGACAUGUUUAUAUCAUUUGUUCAUUGAAUCCCAAGCACAAGCAGAGACAGGGGAAAUAG
Messenger RNA from Sclerotinia sclerotiorum 1980 UF-70, 324 nucleotides. RefSeq lists its product with no specific name. NCBI's taxonomy places the organism in Eukaryota, Fungi, Ascomycota, Leotiomycetes, Helotiales, Sclerotiniaceae. Gene Ontology annotation, cellular component: ribosome. Gene Ontology annotation, molecular function: structural constituent of ribosome. The coding region runs from base 1 to 324 and encodes 107 amino acids. The transcript has 2 exons. Gene Ontology annotation, biological process: translation. The record is from RefSeq and is a predicted model, not a curated record.